AAAUCUUCAUAUGCAACAGACUACAGGAGAGGGUAUAUCCGCAGGAGCAGCAUAGAGUUGAAGUCGUAGCCAGCAACAGCAACAGAGCUGCGGAGAGGAUAAUGGAUUUGAUGUUCCCUCAAAAUCUAAAAGCCAACACCCUCUCUUCAAAAGCAUGCCCUUGGCCAUCAUCAUCGUCACGCUUCUUCUUUCCUUGUCCUCAGAGGAGCUUAAAAUGUUGGCCUACACGCAUCCUAACCCCAGCCUCCAAGCUUAAGCAAGUCAGAAUUCGUAGCGAGUUCGAAGGCAAAGUAAAUGGCGCUCACUCCGCCGAUUUCGACCCCCGCUUCCUCGACCGGCAAAAAGCACUGGAAGCAGCAAUGAACGAUAUCAAUAACUCAUUCGGAAAAGGAAGUGUUACGAGAUUAGGCAGUGCUGGUGGUGCUUUGGUUGAAACAUUUCCCAGUGGCUGUAUGACGUUAGACUUUGCCUUAGGUGGUGGCCUUCCCAAAGGAAGAAUUGUAGAGAUAUUUGGGCCAGAAAGUAGUGGAAAAACCACCUUGGCACUCCAUGCAAUUGCAGAAGUGCAGAAGCUGGGAGGCAAUGCAAUGCUUGUUGAUGCAGAGCAUGCUUUUGAUCCAGCAUAUUCUAAAGCAUUGGGAGUGGAUGUAGAAAAUUUGAUCGUUUGCCAACCUGAUCAUGGCGAGAUGGCACUUGAGAUUGCAGAUCGUAUGUGCAGAUCUGGUGCCAUAGAUCUUAUCUGUGUUGAUUCAGUCUCAGCUCUCACUCCACGGGCAGAGAUUGAAGGUGAGAUUGGGAUGCAGCAAAUGGGUUUGCAAGCACGCCUUAUGAGCCAAGCUCUGCGUAAGAUGUCAGGAAAUGCCUCGAAAGCUGGUUGUACUCUCAUUUUUUUGAAUCAAAUAAGAUAUAAGAUUGGUGUAUAUUAUGGGAACCCAGAAGUGACAAGUGGAGGAAUUGCAUUAAAGUUCUUUGCGUCUCUUCGGCUUGAGAUACGUUCUACUGGGAAGAUAAAGUCUGUUAAAGGAGAUGAAGACGUUGGGGUUCGAGUUCGUGUAAGAGUGCAAAAAAGCAAGGUGUCAAGGCCAUACAAGCAAGCUGAAUUUGAAAUUAUCUUCGGAGAGGGAGUGAGCAAAUUGGGUUGCAUUUUGGACUGUGGUGAGAUGAUGGAUAUUGUGGUAAAGAAGGGGUCUUGGUAUAGCUAUGGGGAUCACAGGUUGGGACAGGGAAGAGACAGAGCAUUGCAGUACUUGAAAGAGAACCCCAUUCUUCAUGAUGAAAUAGAAAAGAUUGUUCGGUCGAAAAUGGCAGAUGGAACUGGACUUGUAAGUUCUCCACUUUCGAGGAACUUGUCAUUGCCACAUGAAGAUGAAGAGACUUAUGAGGAGAUACAAUGAGGAUGUGCAAAUACAGCUAAUGAUUGAUGUUUCUCUACACCAGAGGAGGGAAGAGGUCAAAAGCUGAAUAAAUUGCUUCCUCCUUCUGUGCAUCGACUCUGAGGCCACUUAGGUUUAACGAGAUGACAUCAUUGCCCAGCCAUCCACUCAGCAGGGAUGAUGAAAACACAAAGUACUGUGGUUCUGGUGGAAGUUGAAAUUGGAAUCUCUAAUGGUAUAUUAUGGUGAAAGAAGAGAGAAAAUGGGGGGCUUUCGCGGAUGCCCGCCUUUUUUGUUUGGGGGAGGGGGGGUGGUCGUAGAUCAGGGAGUUUGGGGCGUUGUAUUUUGAAUAUUCAUUCCAACAGUUGAAGAUAACCUAAAUUAUUCCCAUUGCGUUUACUUGGGUGUUCAAAGUUAAUCA
Alnus glutinosa is the source of this 1794-nucleotide messenger RNA. RefSeq names its product DNA repair protein recA homolog 1, chloroplastic. The record is from RefSeq and is a predicted model, not a curated record. The coding region runs from base 102 to 1394 and encodes 430 amino acids. Gene Ontology annotation, biological process: DNA repair. NCBI's taxonomy places the organism in Eukaryota, Viridiplantae, Streptophyta, Magnoliopsida, Fagales, Betulaceae. Gene Ontology annotation, molecular function: ATP hydrolysis activity; ATP-dependent DNA damage sensor activity; ATP binding. The transcript is spliced from 13 exons.